CAAGGUGAAGACUGCACCGGAACCGUCAAAGCGAGCUCGAUACCGCAACUUUGUAGCCCGUGUGUGCGUCGCCAGAGCCAAGUGCCUAGGCGGUGACCGAUGGCUUGGUACGAAGGUUUUCUGUAAGUGAGCAAAUGAUCACAUGCUAGGAGUAGAGUAUCUUUAUACGCUGUAGGCCUGAGUCCACUACUGAUCGAAUGCUUUUGUCCCAUGCCGCAGUAUACCAGAACUCGGCGGUGUUUGUUACAUUCUGUGAUGAUGUGAAACGCUUGGUCAAUGUCUUGCUGAAAUUGUGCCAUCCCAGUUGCAGCAGCUGACUCCAUUACAAUCACCGGAUUCGUCAGUCAUGUCGCUCUCGCCGUGGUUAUCAAAGCUAUUAACGAUACGCGGAUGGAACAUGCUCUUCGCUCAAGCAAGCGUCAAGUCGCGCCAUCGCUAGAUAACGUUGCGAAUAUAUACUCCCGUGCGCCGAUACGAGCGAUGAAUACCGUGGCGGUCAUCCCGACCGAAUCAUGGAGUUUGAGGAGCUGCAACGCACCAAGGCUGGCUGGCAUCGCAGAAAGCUCCGGGACCGACGCGAAAAAGACCUAGACGAUAUCGCCACUCAACCUUCGGUAUUCGACGACCCUGUGGCGCUAGAAGUAUACCGCCCGCCCCCGGAGUACGAGAACGCCCAUAGGUUCGAUCCAAAGGCGACAUGGACAUGGAGGGAGGAAAAGAGUCUUGUUCGCAAAAUCGAUAUACGCAUUAUGCUUUGGUCCUGCCUUAUGGUCUUCUGCCUUUCUCUGGACCGCGGUAACAUCUCACAAGCCAACACGGAUAACUUCUUACCCGACCUUGGUUUGACAACCGACGACUAUAACCUUGGUAAUUCCGUGUUUCGGUUUGCGUUUGUCGCGGCGGAGCUGCCUUCGCAAAUCGUUUCCAAGAGGAUCGGUCCUGACGUUUGGAUACCGAUACAGAUCACCCUUUGGAGUGCCGUAUCGCUAUCGCAGUUUUGGCUCACGGGGAGGGCGACGUUUCUUCUUACGAGGGUCUUGAUUGGCGUUUUGGAAGGCGGCUUUAUCCCCGAUACUGUGCUGUAUCUGUCUUACUUUUAUACGAAAACAGAGCUGCCCAUCCGGAUCGGCUGGUUUUUUGUCUCUUCGUCGUAUCUGUCCUCUCUCAUAGGUGCCUUCCUCGCAACCGGGUUUCUUGCUAUUCAGGAUGCCACUGCCACAGAGGGAUGGAGAUAUCUCUUCCUUCUGGAGGGAAUCCUCACCGCUGUCGUCGGCAUUGCAUCCUUCUUCAUGUUGCCACCUGGCCCUACACAAACGAAAGCCUGGUUCCGGCCAAAAGGAUGGUUCACCGAAAGGGAAGAAGUGAUCAUGGUGAACAGGAUCUUACGGGACGACCCGUAUAAAUCCACCAUGCACAACCGACAGGGUUUGAGUCUCCCCAUGAUUUGGAAAGCGAUAUGUGAUUGGAGGUUAUGGCCACUGUAUUAUAUUGGCUUCGUUUACGGCCUCCCUGUGGGCCCCCCUCAGCAAUAUCUCACCUUGACACUUCGGAACCUUGGCUUCAGCACAACCCAAUCUAAUCUACUCACUAUACCCUCGCUCAUUAUAGGGAUAAUUGGACUAGUCGCCACUACCUAUCUCGCGGAGCUGACUAACUCACGGACCCUCGCUUGUCUGACCUUGCAAAUAUGGGCAUUGCCGCUCUUGAUUGCUCUCUAUACGUUCACUACUGAUACAUCGCCAUGGGUCUACUACAUUGUGGUGACGUUGAUCACUGGAUUUCCGUAUGUGCACCCGAUUCAAGUCGCAUGGGCAUCAAGAAACUCGGGGAGCGUGCAAGGGAGGACCGUAUCUGCGAGUCUGUACAACAUUUGCGUCAACCUUGGAACAGUUGCAUACUCGAAUAUCUACCAAGCAAGCGACGCCCCCUUGUACAAACACGGAAAUCUUGCGUUGAUAUUUAUCACGGUCCAUAACUUUGUGGCAUAUGGCCUUACUUGGUUAUUUUACCGAGAGACCAACCGUCGCAGGCAGUAUAAAUGGGACAAUAUGUCAGAGAAGGAGCAACAAUCAUAUAUAGAGGCAACAGCGGAUAAAGGCAAUCAACGACUAGACUUCAGGUUCGCGUACUAGGUAGCAUCGAGCCCUGAAUGUACGUCAAGUGCAGAUUUCCAUGAUCUAACUGAAGGAGUACCCCAAGCCUAAAUAUACUUGCGUCUCAUUGUGCACCCACCAGAGAUAUGUUUGUUUUCUUUUCAUGCGUGCGAUGAUACGAGUAUGAAUACCUGCACAUGUGACAACCGUAUUCGAGGUUCAGCUCGGAAUUACCGGAUACCAAUCACCCUCCUGCCGAGUUCGUAAUACACCUAGGUAUUUUGAGACGUCUUUUGGCUUCUGAUCGCCUCGCCAAAACUUGAUGAUCUCCGACCACUCGUCAGCAUCCUCCUGCGACCCCAUCUUCUUCGCUGAGACGAACCGGGGCAUACCCUCACCCUUCAUUCGUUGCUCGUACACAUCCGAGAAGGUCCGCUUGAAGUGUUUGUAUGCCUUGCUUGUAUCGCUGCUAGUAGGAUCGCUGGCUCCGGUGCGCUCGAAGUGGAAGAGCGGCGUUGGAUAGUGCGCGUCCGUUGUUGGAUAUGAUAUCAGCGGGCCGUUGAUAGACACCACGGAUCCCAGAAAGCCGCCCGUAGUUGCGGCAUCCGAGCUAGUAAGGGCAGACUUCGCUCGCUUUCCAGUCUCUACCGCGAUCUGGGACGCGAGGCUCCCGCCCUCGCCGACGCCUAGGAGGUGCAUCGUAUCCAGCUCACGAUUGGAUGCGAGAGUGAUGGUAUCAAUGAUGCGUUGGAGAAGAGGGAGGAGCUCCGAGAGGGAUGGGGGUUCGGGUGAUUGCACCAUCUCAAGAUACAACUUGACCUCGGUCACGAACUCUGGGCGGUCGGGCGGAAGGAACCACCAAUGGCCAAGACCAGAUAUC
Molecule: messenger RNA, 2973 nt
Organism: Coniophora puteana RWD-64-598 SS2
Lineage: Eukaryota; Fungi; Basidiomycota; Agaricomycetes; Boletales; Coniophoraceae
Product: MFS general substrate transporter
Exons: 14
Coding region: 513-2132 (539 amino acids)
Biological process (GO): transmembrane transport
Cellular component (GO): membrane
Molecular function (GO): transmembrane transporter activity
Source: RefSeq, a predicted model, not a curated record